GUGAUGUAAAAUGUAAAAUGUAACCAAUGUCACGAAUUGAGGUUAUUAAUUGUUAUUAUUCAUUAUUCUGCACUGUCCGCAGUCCGCAUUGUCCGCAAAGACCGCAACUAUCAUAUUACGUGCAAAAGAAAUAUUCCUUUUGAGAAGCAAGAAUAUACUACAAAUAUAUUAUUGACCGAUAAAAUAUUCGAUAUAUAUUUUGUCACUGAUACAUGUACAUUCCAGUACAUUUCCUCAAGCAGAUCUCAGAUCGAACAAGUCUUGACAAGUCUCUGCAACAAAUAUUUAUCCUACGCAGCUCCACUGCUCCAAUCUCGAGCGUGUUAUCUGGUCGAGUAAAUCGCGCUUGGCUGUUCUCUCCUUUCAUCUAAUCAUCUAAUCGUCUAAUGGGUAAGCCGAGAGACGUGAGAGAGGGUACGGAAGAAGAAAUGAACUUGGAUACAAGCGAUGUCUCGCCGCAGAAAAGACAUAAGAAACACAAACAUAAAAAGCACAAGAAGAAAAAGCUCAUGCAUGACGAUAGCGACGCCUUUGUAGAAAUUUCAACCGACGCUGACCGGAAGAAAAGUUUUAGAAUAAAAAUGAAGAAGGAAGAUGAACGAAGUUUGGAUAAACGUGAAAAGGUAUUGAAGACGUGCGGCGGCAGCGGCGGCGGCGGCGGCGGCGGCGGCGGCUUGAACGCAACUGCAAUAAGCACCGCACCGUCUCCAAAAGCAACUACAAAGAAGAAAAUUCCGAAAGGUAAUAAAGGCAAAGAUAGUGGAACCAGCAGCGAGGAAGAAAGAUGGCUCGACGCUAUCGAAUCUGGUAAACUGGAAGAGGUUGAUGACGAAUUGAAAAAAAUUAAGCCAAAGGAUCCCAAGCUAAUGACAGCGCGACAGAGAGCAAUGUUCGAAAGGAAAACUGAUACGGAGCCGAAUCCAGGUGUCGAACAACUCAUGUCGUUACCUACCGGUUACAAAGAAAAAGUCAUGACUGCGGAAGCUAUACAGAAGGCUGCUCUAAAGUCUCUGAAACGGAAACAGCUCGCUGAUGAAAAGAGAGAAAAGGAUAAGAAAAAGACAAUGGAAAGGUUGCUUAAGAAACAAGAAUCUAAAGCGUCCAAUUUUCUGCACAAGGGAAGAUUAUCUAGACGACAAGUACCGUUGGUGACGUAUCGUUUAACGAUCGAAGGAAGUUCUAUAUCUCUACCACCCGGUGAAACGUUUCCACUUUCUCCUGCCAAAGAGAAAAGUCCGCCAAAACAAAUACUUUGCGGGGUAAAUCAAUGUAAAAAUCCCAAAAAAUAUUCGUGUUCAAAAACUGGAAUACCAUUGUGCAGUUUAAAAUGUUACAAAGCCAAUCUUCUUGUAACCAGGUAAAUAAUGUGCAAACGACACUAGAUUUUUUUUUCCAAAAUUCUAAAAGCUUGUUUUAAUAUUUGUAUACAUAACUUGUGCGCGCGAACACAAACACACACAUAUGUAUAAUAUAUAUUGUAUUGUGUAUAUAUGUAUAAUUGUAUACACAUAUAUAUUUGCUCCACGCACAUGUUAAUAUAGAUAACGAAAAAGAAUUUAUUAUAAAUAAAGAUUUGCGAAAUUUUUUUAUUUUUA
Messenger RNA from Temnothorax curvispinosus, 1595 nucleotides. Its product is annotated as INO80 complex subunit B. Bases 387 to 1361 code for a protein of 324 amino acids. NCBI's taxonomy places the organism in Eukaryota, Metazoa, Arthropoda, Insecta, Hymenoptera, Formicidae. The record is from RefSeq and is a predicted model, not a curated record. The transcript has 7 exons. Gene Ontology annotation, cellular component: Ino80 complex. Gene Ontology annotation, biological process: chromatin remodeling.